Vigna angularis (adzuki bean) is the source of this 4079-nucleotide messenger RNA. Its product is annotated as calmodulin-interacting protein 111. The record is from RefSeq and is a predicted model, not a curated record. The transcript is spliced from 11 exons. Gene Ontology annotation, cellular component: chloroplast; cytoplasm. Bases 108 to 3290 code for a protein of 1060 amino acids. Lineage: Eukaryota; Viridiplantae; Streptophyta; Magnoliopsida; Fabales; Fabaceae. Gene Ontology annotation, molecular function: ATP binding; ATP hydrolysis activity.
UUCUGCAUGUUACAUUAUUCCCACCAAAACGUUAAAGCCCUCUCUAUUGAAAGGGGUUUUGCAUUACGGUUCAGUUUUUCCCUCACAACACAUAGUAGUGUGAAACAAUGCCUUCGAGCUCGAAUUCAAAGCAGAAAAGGAAGCAAUUGAAGGCGCAGCUGCAAAACUCACCAUUGUCGUCGAAUGCCACCACCGUGCCUCCCAAAACGCAGCAACAACAAGCACAAGAGCAUGCCUCUUUAUGCGAAGAAGCUUCUAGAAAGUUCCCUUCUCUCAUCGCUGAAUCCGCGAUCGUCGCUAAAAUCAUACAUGUCGACGACACCGUUCCCCUUUUCAAGGGCUUCAGAAUUUGGCUCUCCGAACCUUCGAUGCUCUCCUCCUCUCUCUCCCCGGGUUCGAUUGUGUCGGUGUCUAUUCCAUCUUCAGACGAGAAAAGUUCACAAUUGCAUAGUUUUCCCCUCGUGUCAUUAGCUAAUGAGUGUGCCAAAUGCCAUGGACUGGAAAUCGGGACGGCAGUUGAUGAUGAUGAUGCGGGGAACUACUUUGUGCUUGCAACGGUGUUUCCUGCCAAUAAGGUUUUGAAGGAUGGAGUACGCCUGUCUUCAAACCUUUAUUAUUCUAUGGGAUGUCCUCCUAUGGGUUCAAGUGUGUUUGUUUGUGCAUUACAGAAACAACUCUUGCCUACUCCUGCCAGUGGGAGCAAUCAAAAGCAUUAUAUGGAAAAUAAUUGUUUACCUAUUAAUAAUUGCAAGGAAUUGUAUCUUCAGUUGGUUCCUUCUAAAAGUGGGCUACCAUUGAAGUUUAAUAAUUUUCCCUCAUUGGACGUGUCUAAGGUGAAAUCUCAUGUCCAAUUUGAGAAUGACAUUGUUGCUUCUCCUGCAACACCUUCUUCUGUAUCAAAGUUUUCUAAUGUUAGUGGUUUGUCUUCUCCACAAUUUGAGGAUUCAGCAUCUAGUGUGCCAAAUCAGAAGAGUCAAUCACUGAUUUCAUCUGAUGUCAGCUUAGCAUUAAGUGAUGAAAGUUCUAAGCAGUCACUUGAGACAUGGGCAACUUCAUGGUUAUAUUCUCGAUCUUUACUUCUAGGGAAUCUUGUCAGUAUUCCAAUGUUUUCAGAGUGUUUUUUCCAAGUGAUAGGAGCUAAGAAGAAGCCAGUUGCCAAAUCUGGUCAUUUUCCAUCAGAUGGAAGCAGUGAUUUAUAUCCUGAGGAUUCUGAUAUAGCAGAUAGUGUAUAUCAGGCUUUCACUGUUAAUUACGAAACAAAGGUAUUUUUAUCUUUGCCGUCAAAUGCAGCAUCAGCAUCUGAACAGCCAAUUCAAAGGGAUAUACCUUGUGUGAAACUAGAACACAAAGUUGCUAAUGUUAGCUUACCGGAUAAAAUCUCUAAAUUAGGUGGUCUAUCCAAAGAAUAUACACUUCUAAAGGACAUAAUUUCUUCGUCAGUGAACGAUGCUUUAUCAAGCUUUGGUCUAAGAACUACAAGAGGUGUCCUUCUUCAUGGUCCAACCGGUACAGGAAAGACUUCCCUGGCUCAAUUAUGUACUCAUGAUGUUGGAGUCAAAUUUUUCCCAAUAAAUGGACCUGAAAUUGUUACCCAAUAUUAUGGGGAAAGUGAGCAAGCUUUGCAUAAAGUUUUUGAUUCCGCCAUUGAAGCUGCACCUGCUGUGGUAUUCAUUGAUGAAUUAGAUGCCAUUGCCCCUGCAAGGAAAGAAGGAGGUGAAGAGUUAUCUCAAAGAUUGGUUGCGACUUUAUUGAAUAUGAUGGAUGGAAUUAGUAGAACUGAAGGGUUACUUGUAAUUGCUGCCACUAACCGCCCUGACCAUAUUGAUCCAGCUCUCAGACGACCUGGAAGAUUUGACAAGGAAAUUGAAAUUGGUGUGCCAUCCCCCAAACAACGUUCAGAUAUUUUGAUCACUCUUCUCAAUGAAAUGGAUCAUUGUCUCUCUGAGUUACAAAUUGAACAGCUUGGUACAGUCACUCAUGGUUUUGUGGGUGCUGAUCUAGUUGCACUUUGCAAUGAGGCAGCCUUGAUUUGUCUACGGCAUUAUGCUAGCUUUAAGAAGACUUAUGAUUCUUGUUCUGAUUAUAUAACCGGGAAACCUGUUCUGAGGAAUGGUGCAACAAACUCAAUAGAUCAUUUGGAUGAGUCAACUUCAUCUACUUCAGAUAUGUUGGCCGCCAGUUGUGUAUUACCUUCUUGCAUGGUAACUUGUGAAACUACGGAUAUAAUUCCUGAUAGUGGUAAAGAAGAGCAGAUUUUGAAAGUAAGCUUUGAAGAUUUUCAGAAGGCCAGGAUGAAAAUAAGACCUAGUGCCAUGAGAGAGGUAAUCCUUGAGGUUCCAAAAGUUAAUUGGGAAGAUGUUGGCGGUCAAAAGGAGGUCAAAGCUCAAUUGAUGGAAGCAGUUGAAUGGCCACAGAAACACCAUGAUGCAUUCGACCGUAUUGGAACUCGCCCUCCUACAGGUGUAUUGAUGUUUGGGCCUCCAGGUUGUAGUAAAACCCUCAUGGCACGUGCAGUUGCUUCUGAAGCAGGGUUGAACUUUCUAGCAGUCAAGGGUCCUGAACUCUUCAGCAAAUGGGUUGGUGAAUCUGAGAAGGCCGUCAGAUCAUUAUUUGCAAAAGCAAGGGUCAAUGCCCCAUCAAUAGUAUUUUUUGAUGAAAUAGACAGUCUUGCUGUAACUCGUGGGAAGGAAAGUGAUGGUGUUUCAGUGUCAGAUAGGGUCAUGAGUCAACUUCUUGUUGAGUUAGAUGGUCUACAUCAAAGAGUUAAUGUCACUGUCAUAGCUGCUACAAAUAGGCCAGACAAGAUUGACCCUGCCCUUUUAAGGCCAGGACGCUUUGACCGUCUGCUAUAUGUUGGACCUCCAAAUGAGGCGGAUAGGGAAGAGAUAUUUCGCAUUCAUCUACGUAAAAUCCCAUGCGGUUCUGAUGUUAGCCUUAGAGAACUAGCUCUACUCACAGAUGGUUGUACUGGGGCUGACAUAUCAUUGAUAUGUCGUGAGGCAGCUGUUGCAGCAAUUGAGGAGAGCCUUGAUGCUUCAGUUAUAACAAUGAAGCAUUUAAAGACGGCAAUAAAACAGAUCCAGCCAUCAGAUGUUCACUCCUACCAAAAGCUGUCAACAAAAUUUCAAAGGGCCGUCCACUGCAGUGAUAUAAAGGAUGAAUUCAAUCCUAUGCAGCGCGACAUUAAAUCUACUCACUUCAACAUUUGGAAGUUCAUAAAAUCUUGCACGUUGUUCCUCUAUCAGACUCCAGCUUCCAUCUUCAAUUUAAGAACUGCUCGAAGUAGUUAACUACAGGCCUCAGAGUACUAUUAUGUUUGUCAUAUUCCUCCCAUGACUGGGUUCAUGUUCAUUAAUUGAGGAUCAUCUGCACUGCAAACUCUAGAUUGAGCCUUUAUUAGGUAUGAACGCAGUAUGAUGUUUGUUAUAUUCCUGAGGCUGGGUCUACUUGCUUAUGGAGCACAAAUAUGAGGAUCAAUGUGUACACCAACAGAAAAAGGGUGCAAUUGCUGAAAUAUGUGCUGAAAACCCCCUUGACUAAAUCAUGGACAGCCUUUCCGGUGAAAGAUGAAUAUAUUUUUAGAAUGAUUACUAACGUGGUUUUGCUUGGAAGUUUUGCUUGCUUCAAAGGUUUAUUACUUUUGAAGGUGAGAGAAGCAAGGACGUUGUCUGAGGAAACGGUCACUCAAAUCUGUGUCUUUUUCAGCAGGCCAAUUUUCUAAAGGUCUCGACCACAUAGGUUUACACACAAAAUAAUAAAUUAUGGAGUUUGUUGAUAAAACUUACAUAGCUUGAGGAAUAUGUUGUAAAUUAGCUGAGAGCAACGCAUAUACAGAUUACCCUUGUUUUGGCCAAUUCAAUGCGUCAUAACAAUUGUAGAUGAAAUUUUUUUACUAGCAAUUUCUUUAGCAAAUUGGUCAAAAAUUUCUUAGCUGAAAAGUUGAUUUUAUUAACUUUUGUAGAUGCUGCAUUAUUGACACAUCAUUAGAUUAUUAUUAUCAUUAUUAGUCUUCUUUGUUGGAUGGCUGCAACGGGCUCACUGAAUCUACUCAUUGAAAUGUACAAGUGAUUUUUUUCGUA